UCUUGAAAAUACCCAACAAAAACAGGGCUGGUGGAAUGCUCAAGUGGUAAAGCACCAGCCUAGCAAGCAUGAGGGUCCCCUUCCCCUGCCGCCCAAAGAAAAGACAGUCUAAUCUCUGGGGCUGAAGAUCAAGUAAAUUGAAAAUGAAUAUCCUGUAGUUGUAAUUUAUUUUAAGUAUUGGUAAUUUUGGUACAUUGUACGUUGUUUUUCAAGCUUUUGUGCCAGAACGUUCAUUAAAGUUUUUCCUAACAUUUGCUUUUCUGUUUCUAAUUGAUUUCCUAAAAAGUUUGUGAUUUUUAAUUUUUUCCUCCUUUUGUCAGCAUGCUUUUGUAAUAAGCAAGAAACAAUAAAAGGAGCUAUGUUAAAGAAAUGGAUCUGAAGUCUUCAAGUAUUGGAGUUUGAAGUCAGGGCUUUGUGCUUACUAGGCAGGCCCUCUUGAACCACACCACCAGCCAAUAACCAAGCUUCUAGAGAGCUGUUCUAUGAUACCGUGCAUUCCAUCAUCAGUUUGUGUCUUCUGCCUUUGUUUGGAAAUUGAGUUCACAGUUGAAGGAAUGGAACCCAAAAUUUAUUGAGAUAUGUGGAGUAAAAAAACAGAAAUUAUGAGUGGAGGAUCUCAAGUCCACAUUUUUUGGGGCGCCCCAGUUGGUCCACUGAAAAUCUCAGAAUCACAGGGAACAACUUCCUUAAUGUCCACUGCUGACCCCUGGAAAAAAAUCCAGCUUCUGUACAGUCAACAGUCUUUGUACCUUAAGGAUGAUAACCACAAACUCCAAAAUCUGGAAGAUUGUCAAGUCCCAGAAGCUGCUGACUUUCCAGACCUUCUUAGUGGUCAUUUUUUAGCGACAUCUGUGAAUAGAUCUGUUCAGUUGAAAGAUGACUAUAUACAUUCUACUUCUGAGAUACAGAAUAUAAAAUCCCAGAAAACUCACAUCUCAGAGCUGAGUGAUGUGACUGACUCUAAUGUGCAAAUGUGUGGGUUUAAGGACAGAGUUCAGCAUUUACCUGAAGAAGAAAAGGAUCAAAAGCUUCCAUGGGAAAAUAAGAAAAUUACAGGUGAACAGCCUAAGAAUCAGUCAAAUGUAUGUGGUCAAAACUUUCAAACAAACUCCUUUCAGCUAGAUCAUAAAUGUGUGGCCCAUAGUGCUGAACAAAUUAACAUACGGCCAGAAACUAUAGAAACAAAGCAUGUGCCAAUAGAACAUCAUGCAAUACAAAACCGAUGUCUGGAGUUCUUUCCCUCUGACACAGUGGAUGAACCAACGUCUGAAGGAGCAAUCAGGGAGGUCUCAAACUUGGAAGUGUCUACUGACACUGAAUUUCUCAGCAUAAUGACCUCCAGCCAGGUUGCUUUUUUAGCUCAAAAGAAGGAUAAGGGGAAGGAUUCUGUAAAUAAAGGAACCAUACGUAUGGAGAUUGAGCCAAAGUCAGGUCAUGGGGACAUAAGGAUAACUGAAAAUAAUUCGACUCAACCUAAUGAUGAUUUUGCAGAAGGAUGUGAAAGUGAACAAAACCAAGCUUAUUCCCUAGAGCUUUUUAGCCCUGUUUGUCCUGAAGCAAAAAGUAGCCACCUUCACAUAAAUCCUAAAAAAGGUCUUGAAGAAAAUAUAGAAUCUCAAGAACUUUUCAGUUCUGAAGGUAAAAUGCCACCAAAUGAGGUAUGUAUUGAGUCGUGUAACUCAGGAAUACUGUGUUCACAGCUAAAUACCUUCUACCAAAGUGCUGUUAAACAAAGUUGGACCUCCAAAGAUAAAUUGGAUCAUUCCAAAGCUCUGCCUGAAGUCCUCCCAGCACCUAAGAAACUGAAGUUGGGUUCCGAUGCAAGGGUGUCGGCCAUAGCAAUGCAUCAGAGAAACAUGCAUCAAUUUAAAGGAAUUAAAAAAAUAUCAUUAAUAAAAAAUUGUGAUUCUAAAGAUCAGAAGUAUAACUGUUUAGUUAUGGUGCUAACUCCAUGUCAUGUGAAAGAAAUAAACAUAAAAUCCAGAUCAAACUCUGGCUCUAAAGUGCCUUUAGCAACAAUUACAGUAAUCGAUCAAUCAAAACUUAAGAGAAAAGUUAUUCUGUGGAGGACUGCAGCAUUUUGGGCACUUACAGUGUUUCUUGGAGAUAUAAUUUUACUAUAUAAUGUUACUAUUCAUGAGGAUCAGUGGGUUGGUGAGACAGUACUCCAAUCAACAUUUACCAGCCAGUUACUAAACCUUGGGAAUUAUUCAUCUGUCCAGCCUGAAGAAUAUUUCAGUAUAGUUGGCAGUUUUGUACUUCAGGACCUACUGGCAUAUGUGUCCUCAGAACACUCCUAUCUCAAAGACCUUCCUCAAAGGCCGCCUCAGAGACUGAACACGGUAAAGUUCGUAGAAUUGGAGCAGCUGCAGCCUGACACGUUAGUUCAUGCAGUACUGAGAGUGGUGGAUGUCACUAUUCUAACAGAGGCAGUAUAUAGUUACAGAGGACAGAAGCAAAGGAAAAUUACAUUGACAGUGGAACAGGUCCAGGGUCAACAAAAUGUGCUUGUAUUAUGGGGUCCUGGAGCAGCCUGGUAUCCUCACCUUCAAAGGAGAAAAGAUUGUAUUUGGGAAUUUAAAUAUCUUUUAGUUCGGUACAAUUGUGUACUAGAAAACAUAGAAUUGCAUACAACACCAUGGUCAUCCUGUGAAUGCCUGUUUGAUGAUGAUAUAAGGGCAGUUACAUUUAAAGCAAAAUUUCAAAAGAGUGCAUCAUCCUCCAUGGUCAAGAUGUCAGACUUAGCAACCCACCUAAAGGAUAAGCAUUCAGGAGUGGUUCUGAUUAGAGCCAAGAUUUUAGAGCUGGUAUUCCCUGUUGCAGCUCAGAAGAUAGUUCUAAGUGCUCACAGCUCUCUGAAGAGUAUCUUCUCCUGUCUUCCCAACAUGAUAUUUACUGGCUGUGCAAAAUGUGGAUUGGAACUAGAAACAGAUGAGAACAGGAUCUACAGACAGUGCUUUAACUGUUUGCCCUUUGAGAGGAAGAAAAUAUACUAUAGGCCGGCUUUAAUGACAAUAGCAGAUGGAAGAUGUAACGCUCGCAUCCAUGUAGGAUCAAAGUUGAUGGAGAAGAUUCUUCUCAACAUUUCUCCAGACUGCCUCAACAGAGUGAUAGUGCCUUCCUCUGAGAUCACCUAUGGGAUGAUUGCCGCAGACCUGCUCCACUCUUUGUUGACAGUCAACAUAGAACCUUGUGUGUUGAAGAUUCAGAGCCUUUUUGUGCUAGAUGAAAACAGCUACCCAUUGGAACAGGAUUUCUUCCUACUGGAUUUCUAUAUUGACCCUUGCAAGGCAUAGAUCUAAGCCCUUUUCUGAGCCCAGAUGAGGCAAAUGGAAGCAUUCCCAGAAAGAAGUACUGAAAUGAUUUGUCUUAAAAAUA
Castor canadensis (American beaver) is the source of this 3378-nucleotide messenger RNA. The record is from RefSeq and is a predicted model, not a curated record. NCBI's taxonomy places the organism in Eukaryota, Metazoa, Chordata, Mammalia, Rodentia, Castoridae.